Messenger RNA from Camponotus floridanus (Florida carpenter ant), 3291 nucleotides. Its product is annotated as dynein regulatory complex protein 1. The transcript is spliced from 13 exons. Gene Ontology annotation, cellular component: axoneme; axonemal dynein complex. Bases 725 to 3052 code for a protein of 775 amino acids. Gene Ontology annotation, biological process: regulation of cilium movement; cilium-dependent cell motility; axonemal dynein complex assembly. Lineage: Eukaryota; Metazoa; Arthropoda; Insecta; Hymenoptera; Formicidae. The record is from RefSeq and is a predicted model, not a curated record.
ACGUGUUCGCGUACAAACUAUAGGUGGAUGGAAGCGAAUGACUAUUGGAUCGUUACCGCGUAUCGAUUUUUCGAUUACUCUAAUUCCACUUGGGUAUAGGGACGCCUUUCGUCGGGACCUAUCGCGCGGAAGCUCCUCGGGAUAAAAGCGUGCGUAUAAUUCGUAUCGUGCGUAACGACGAUUCGUCGUUGGGGGUGAAGGACGCGCUAGCUGCGUGCCUGCGCACAAUCGCCAUCUUGUCCUCGCCGAGAUCGUGUCCGGACGGACACCGUUGUUACAUGCGUACAUGCAUACAUACGUCCAACGCUCGCGCGAAUACGUCGCUCUCCUCUCCGGCCGUCGUCGUGUACGUUCCACGUCGCAUGUCGCGCGUUACGCGACGUCGGGCCCGCGACGACAGUAACGUCCGCUCGCGCGCUCGACCGCGGGACGUUGCACGGCCGGAGAGAAAGCGAUUUCCGUUCCGCGGCUCUACCUCGUCCGAAAACGGACGCGUACUGUCUCCGUUGUUGGGAGCGCCGGUGGUCUCGUAUCGUUCGCGAUCGUAUGACACAUGGAUAACAUGAAAACAAACCAUCCAUUCGUCUCACUUGGCGACUGAAUAUAUUGAGCAAACAAACGCAGACCUUUCUGACUCUUGCUUGAUUUAUUUGCGACGCAUUUCACGCGUGUGUACUUACAUCCGAGUUCACAACACGAAGCGUUCGUAGAGGGGGAAUGAAUAAUGAAUGACAAAUAUUCGGAGUUUGCGGAAGAUUCGGAGGAGCCAUCCAUUACGUCGUCGGAUCCAAACGAGCGGAAAUUAGCGCGCCGGAUUCGUAUUCAGCGACGUCUAGAAGCGUUAACUAAAAAAACAGGUCCUGAAGAUGAAGAAAUUGUCGAAAAGACGCCUAUCGAGAAGCAAAUAUUUGCUAGUUUUGAAGUCUUGGAAAAAUUAUCGGUGGAAGGAGAUGAAGUGGUAUCUUGCGUGAAAGUCGCAAACGAUGCUAGAGAACUACAACGACGAAGGGAAGAGCAAAAAAUCAGAAGAGAGUUGCUUAAAACACUCGAAGAAGACGAACAGGAAUGCAUGAAAAGAUACAAGGAGAUCAAUGCAAAAUGGUCGAAUAUUCUUGCGUCUAAAGAUCCGUUAGAUAUACACGCGGAAAUGGAAGCUCAAAAUGCCAAGUGUUUGGAAAUUAUGGAGAGGAAAGAUGCUGUCAUUGCACAAUUGCGACAGGAAUUGGAAAACGCUGACCUCAAAUUUGUUAAUGACCAGAAAAAUCAGAACGAAGAUAUAGAUUUAUUGAUCAAUAGAAUGGACAAUCAAAUGAACAUCAUGGCCAAAGCUUAUCGUCGCGAAUUAUCCCUCAUCGAUGACGUAAUCGAAUCAGAGCGUAAAGUGUUGCUGCACCAUAUCACGGAGAAAUGGGAAGCGUUGUAUAAAAAGUUACAGGAGGACAGUCUCGCGGGAUUAGAUAGACGAAAAGAAAUAAUGCGCGAAUAUGAAGAGGAGAUGAAGAGAGUCAUAAUCGAACAUCAGGAAGAAUUUCGGGCUCAAAAGAUCAGUUUUGAACUUGAGAUUCAAAAGCUUCGACAAGAAGUACAGAACACGAAAGCGUUGUGUUUUAUGAAUAUUGAAAAAUUGGACUACAGCUACGCCGUGCUUAAACAACGAGAAGACGAAAAUGCUAUAGUAAAAAAUCAACAAAAAAGAAGAAUCAAUAAACUCCAAGAUGUUAUCAAUAAUCUGAAAAAGAAUUACGCAGAGUUGGAAGAAAAUACGAGACUCGAGAUACAAAGACUUACCGAUCAAGUCAUAAAAGCACAUAAAAAUAUUUUGGAUUUAGUGGAAAAGUCGAAUCAUUUUACGAGCGUUAAUGAUAAGAAAUAUAUGCAAAUUUGGGACAUGAAUGCGAAAAAUGCGAAUGAAUUGCUCGAUAAGAUUUUAAAUAUUGACAAAAUUAUAUAUGAACAAGCGUUGGGCCUGGAGUGGGACCCACCUGAGAAAACCUUACUAGAAAAAGAAGAUCUGCCAUCUUAUCGUAAUGUGAUGUGCACUAUAGAAGAAGAAAAUAGAAUGGCUGACGAGAAAAAAGCAAUAUGUAAAUCUUACAAACCGGCAAAUACUAUCGAAGAAAUCAAUCUAGAAAGACGAUUAUUGAAUCACAUCAUAAAGCAAAUCGCUGAUUGUUGCGAUUAUCUGAUUGAAAAUAAAUUGCUCGAGUUGCUUUUACCUUACACUGCAAAGGAUCAGCUAGUUAUACGAUUAGAUAAUGUGUUUCAGGCACUGAACAUAAAAUCCGAAGAGGAGCUUGGCUUCCUUUUAAAUUUUUUUCUACCGUACGCGUAUUGUCCAACAUGUAGCAAAGAUAUAAGCAAAUCUAUUUGUGAAACUCCUCCUCCUCCAAAAAUGGACGUUGAACAGUUAGACAUCUGCGGAGUUGCCGAAGAAUUUACGGAUGAUGAAGCUAAAUUGAUUGCCGACGUGAGGGAAGCGAUCUGUGACGAGAAACUAUCUAGUCCCAGCGUAAUAAGUAGUUCAUCUCAAAGUUCUCUAACUGAAACAUUACUUCCUCUUGCGGAACGCACGUCCACUUCUUUUGCAUCUAUUAGCGAUAUUGUCAAAGAUGACGAUCAGAUGCAACAACGCUUAUUGUGCGACAAAGGACACUUGCUUGAAAUUGAAACUAUGUUUGUCACUAAAGCUUUACGGGAAUUUGUAGAAAGAUAUCAUUUUGUUAAAUGGAAAGAGCCACAAGCUUUCCAAGAAAAAUUAAUAGAGAAAAAAACAGUCAUAUCUCGAAAUAUGACAAUUCAGGAUAUAACAAAUUUUUGGAAACGAUACACUGAAAUUUUUCCAUCAAAAAAAGAACGACUUUGGGAUGGCUUAUUGAUUGGACUUAAAAAAUAUCAUAAAGUGUUAAAAGAAAGACAUCAAUUAAAUGUCGAAAUGAAAUCUUUACGAAGGCAAAAUGCGGAAUUACGACGUUUAUUGAAAACAUAUAUAAUCCAGCCUGAGGAUGUUGAAUCAUCACAAGAUGAUACACAAUCUGUUUGCGGCAACAUUUAAAAUGCAAAUAUAAUAUUUAUGCACAAAUUAAACUUACUUUAUGUCUAAAUAAAUUUAAUAUAUAAUUCUCAACAUGAGAGACGAUGAUAUAAUGUAAAUAUACAUAUAUAUUAUAUCACUAUAUAUUUGCGAUAUUUUUCAUGAUUCUUGUGUAAAUUGUGAUAGUUGAGACUAAUGAAUUACAACUUUCACUGCUCGAUGAGAUUAACAUCAAUAUCAAUAUGAUUUAUUAAAGCAUA